This is a messenger RNA of Diaporthe batatas, 1560 nucleotides long. RefSeq lists its product as uncharacterized. NCBI's taxonomy places the organism in Eukaryota, Fungi, Ascomycota, Sordariomycetes, Diaporthales, Diaporthaceae. Bases 1 to 1560 code for a protein of 519 amino acids. The record is from RefSeq and is a predicted model, not a curated record. The transcript is spliced from 2 exons. Gene Ontology annotation, molecular function: acid phosphatase activity.
AUGGGUAUCUGGGACACCCUAAAGGAUACGGCCGUCUCCCAAUACAACAUGGCCCGGGGCAGAUAUAAGUACAGCCCCCUCGCGAACCGCAACCCGGCGAGGGAGGCCCAGGAGGCUCUCGGCUUCUGGUCAAACCGCCAUCGCACAGUCCUGAAGUGCACAAUGGCUGCCCUGGCACUGCUUGUCUUGUACCACCUGGCCACCGCGACUGCUCGCGUGGUGAGGGCCGUCAACGACUCCAGCUGCGACACCGUCGCCAACGGCUUCCAGUGCUCGCCUGAUGUCUCUCACUUCUGGGGCCAGUACAGCCCUUACUUUGCUGUGCCCUCCGAGGUCGACAACGCCGUCCCGGACCAGUGCACCCUCACCUUUGCCCAGAUUCUCAGCCGCCAUGGCGCGCGCGAUCCCACCGCCGGCAAGACCGCCGUGUACAACGCGACGAUCCAGCGCAUCCAGAGCAGCGUGUCCAGCUAUGGUGCCGGCUACGAGUUCAUCAAGGACUAUGUCUACACGCUGGGUGCCGACCAGCUCACCACCUUUGGCCAGCAGGAGCUGGUCAACUCGGGCACCAAGUUCUAUGAGCGGUACGCGGCCCUGACGAGGGCCGGCAUCCCCUUCGUGCGCUCCUCGGGCCAGGACAGGGUCGUCGAGUCAGCGCAGAACUGGACCCAGGGGUUCCACCAGGCCCGUCUGGCCGACGCGGAGGCGGACGGCCGCCCCGACACCUUCCCUUAUGAUAUCGUGACCAUCUCCGAGGAGGAUGGCAUGAACAACACCCUCAACCACGAGCUGUGCACGGCGUUUGAGGAUGGCCCGGUCUCCGAGAUCAAGGACAACGCAAAGAGCCUCUGGAUGGACGUCUUCACACGAAACAUCACCGCCCGGCUGAACGCGAACCUGCCCGGCGCGAAUCUGUCGGCAACAGACACGAUAUCCAUGAUGGACCUGUGCCCCUUCAACACGGUCGCCGACGAGAACGGCAAGCUGUCGGACUUCUGCGGGCUCUUCACGGCCGACGAGUGGCGGAGCUACGACUACCUGCAGACGCUGGACAAGUGGUACGGCUACGCCAACGGGAACCCGCUGGGGCCGACCCAGGGCGUGGGCUUCACCAACGAGCUCAUCGCCCGGCUGACGGGCCAGCCCGUGGUCGACAGCACCACCACCAACAGCACGCUGGACGGCAACCCGGCCACCUUCCCGCUCAACAGGACCCUCUACGCCGACUUCAGCCACGACAACGACAUGACGGCCAUCUACUCGGCGCUGGGCCUGUACAACGCCACCGCCCAGCUGUCCAACACGACGCGCCAGGACGCCGAGCAGACGGGGGGCUACGCGGCGUCGUGGACGGUGCCGUUCGGCGCGCGCAUGUACGUCGAGAAGAUGACGUGCCAGGACGCCGGGGACGAGGAGCUCGUCCGUGUCCUGAUCAACGACCGGGUCACGCCCCUUCAGGGCUGCGGCGCCGACGAGCUGGGCCGGUGCACGCUUAGCAAAUUCGUCGACAGCCUGAGCUUCGCGAGGGGUGGUGGGCACUGGGCCUCGUGCUUCACGUAG